CCCUAACCUUUAUUUUUUUUUUAUGAAUAACCACUUAACCAGUGAAUCAUUUUGACGGCUCUGUGGCGAAAAGGGUAAGAGAAAGAGAGAUGGUAGAUGCAACGGACUCAUGACAUGUUCACAAGCACUCAGCCAUUAAGGCCUCUAUCCAAAGAAAAGUGAAUCCCUAAAAUCUCCCAAAAUACGUUCUCAGGUAUCAGGUAUCAUCAACACUGAACCCAAAACCCUUAAUCAAAAUCCUCUCUGAUUUAAAGAGCUUCCCCACCAAAUUGCCAUGUUUUAAUCCUCAAAGAAAAAAAAAAGAAACCGAAAGAAAGUAGACACAUGGGUUUUGCUAGAAAGCCCAUGAUUCUUCCUCUGUUGUUGAUUCUCCUCACAAAUCUUAACCCAAACCACUUUGCAGAUUCUGCUGCUUCUUCAGAUUACUCCACCAUCGUCUACAAGGGCUGCUCAAAGGACACAUUCACAGAUCCAAACGGUUCGUAUUCCCAAUCACUCUCAGCACUCUUUGGAACACUGGUGUCCCAAUCCACAAGAACCAAGUUCUACAAGGCCACUUCCGGCUCAAUCACCGGCCUCUUCCAAUGCAGGGGUGACCUCACCGGCCGCGACUGCUACAACUGCGUCAGCCGCCUACCCGUCCUCUCCGACAAGCUUUGCGGCAAAACCACCGCCGCAAGAAUCCAACUCUUCGGCUGUUACAUGUCGUACGAGGUUUCGGGGUUCUCAGAAAUCUCGGGGAUGCAGAUGCUGUACAAGACUUGCGGCGGAACAACGGCUGCCGGAACAGGGUUCGGAGAACGGAGGGGAACCGCGUUCUCGUUUAUAGAGAAUGGGGUGGUUGGGGGGCAUGGAUUUUAUGCUACGAGCUACGAGAAUGUGUAUGUGAUGGGGCAGUGUGAGGGUGAUGUUGGUGACUCGGAUUGUGGUGCGUGUGUGAAGAGUGCUGUGCAGAAAGCUGAAGGUGAGUGUGGAAACGCCAUUUCUGGACAAGUGUUCUUGCACAAGUGCUUCAUUAGUUAUAGGUAUUACCCAAGUGGGGUUCCUAGAGGAGGAUCAUCUUUCUCAUAUGGUUCAUCUUCUUCAGUUCAAAAUCCUGGGAAGACAGCAGCUAUAAUAUUAGGAGGAGCAGCUGGGGUUGCUUUCUUUGUCAUAUUACUACUAUUUGCUAGGAAUUUGAAGAAGAAACAUGAUGAUUAUUGAGUAUUGACAGCAGAUGAUGAUUUUUGAGAAGAUAAAAUUCUUCUUUUGGUGGUGAAUUAUUCUUAUGUGUUCAAUUUAAUGAUGGAAGAUGGGAAGUUAGGGGUAAAUAGAGCUUGCUUGAUAGAGAAAGAAGGAUAAUUGAUGAUUCAAUGUAAUGAUUCUUGUAGUUAGUUAAUCAUUUGAUAAAUUCGUUGGGGAGGGCAAUGCGCUAAGACUAUUAUUUACCAAGUGAAAUGAAUGAAUGUCAUCCGGAAUGGAUGAAAGUUUUGGCACUUUGCCAACAGCUGAUUCUCUUUGCCACUAUUGGGGCUCCG
This is a messenger RNA of Arachis ipaensis, 1517 nucleotides long. RefSeq names its product plasmodesmata-located protein 2-like. The record is from RefSeq and is a predicted model, not a curated record. Gene Ontology annotation, cellular component: plasmodesma. NCBI's taxonomy places the organism in Eukaryota, Viridiplantae, Streptophyta, Magnoliopsida, Fabales, Fabaceae. Gene Ontology annotation, biological process: plasmodesmata-mediated intercellular transport; transport of virus in multicellular host.